Messenger RNA from Microplitis demolitor, 2195 nucleotides. RefSeq names its product fas-associated death domain protein (gene Fadd). The transcript has 4 exons. Gene Ontology annotation, molecular function: protein binding. The coding region runs from base 662 to 1792 and encodes 376 amino acids. The record is from RefSeq and is a predicted model, not a curated record. Lineage: Eukaryota; Metazoa; Arthropoda; Insecta; Hymenoptera; Braconidae. Gene Ontology annotation, biological process: signal transduction.
CGCUUCAAUAAAAAAAUCUACCAUCUCAAAAUCUCUACCAAUGAAAAUAUCUACUAUGAUAUACUUACUACCAGAAAAAACACCACCAAGUUGCAUUUAUGGAUAAAACUCUACGGUUAGAAAUCUCUACCUUCAACUUUAGAAUGUAUAUUUUACAGACAAUAAAUUUAUUUCUAAUCGAUUGGGAAUUAUUUGGGAAGAUUUAGGAAUAUGAUUCUAUUAUUUAGGACUAAUUAAUUAAUAAGCAUUUGGGAUUUUUAAACUAAUAACAAUUCAUAACUUUCUUCCCAAAUAGUUUACUAUUAGCUAACGAAAAAGUCGAGUUAAUUAUAUUUUCUAACAUGCACACUAAACUCUCAAACAAUAUUAAAUAUUUACCCAUAAAUUAAUUAGUGCUGAAUAAUAAUAUUAUAUUCCUAAAUCUUCCCAAAUAAUUCCCAAUUAAUUAAAAAUAAAUUUAUUGUCUAUAAAAUAUACAUUCUAAAGUUGAUGGUAGGGAUUUCAAACGGUUAGAGUUUAUUCAUAAAUGCAACUUGGUGGUGUUUUUUUCUGGUAGUAAUUAUAUCAUGGAAUUUUCUAGGUAGGUAUGAUUCGGCUGGCUUCAAUUGGGUAGUUUUAUUUUUGGUAGGGUCGCUUAUGGCUGAAUCGUAUACCUGCCGAUAUGGAUUACUUGUCCAUUUGGAAUGAGUAUCAAUUGAAGUAUAGUCAUCUUAAGGAAAAAUUCUUGGAUAUAUCAAAUCUUCAUAUCACUUGUACAAAUUUAGAUACUAUUAAAUUGUCUUAUAAUCGUGAUAUUUAUUCAAAACGUGUAGCAGAUGACAUUAAAGAUCUUGUGGGUUUAUUGAAAGUAUUAGAAAAUCGGUCAGUGUUGUCUUACAAUAAAAUCAAACCGUUAAAAGAAAUAGCUACGACUUAUGUUAAAGAUCCAGUGCUAGACAAAAUAAUAAAAGAUUAUGAAGAUCAACUACACAGCUAUCAAACAUUACCUCUUUUUAAUGUUUAUAAAUGCCGAAGUGGUGAGUAUUCCAACAUAAUUACGAAUGAUGAUAAUUUUUGUAAUAAUAGUGCUAAUGCUAAUCAUCAAUUGGAAGAGUUUAAUGAUUAUGAAGGUACGAACCUUUUGCACGUAGAACCAACUAUUACUUACUUACAAGAAACGUCAGAGGCUAUAUUAACUUUACAAUCAAACAAUGAAAUAAAACAAUCGUCAUUUGAGACAAUUCAAAUAAAUCAAUAUACUUAUAAUAAUAAUAUUAAUGUUUCAAAAGACAACUCAAUACCACUUAUGAAAUAUUUUAUAACUUGCAUAAGGGUUUCAACAUUGGUGAUAGCUCUUAUUAUUAUUUUGUAUUUUAUUACAAUUUACAUAAAACCAUCAGCGCUAGCAACAUCAACAUCAACUGAAUUGGGAUCAACUCAACCAGAGCAUCAAUCUACGAGUACUUAUCAUGAGACUCGCUACGUCACUACUUCAUCUUACAAUCUACCGAUACCUGAUGCGAAGACUUUACGCCUAACAGAUCUUCAAACAAAAAUUUUCUAUCGGAUAAGUGAAAACAUUGGACGGUAUUGGAGAGAUUUGGCUAGAAUUUUAAAUGUCAAAGAGGCUGAAAUCGAUUCGAUAGAUUUAAAAGACGGAGCAAUCAAAGAUAAAUCUUUUGAGAGUUUAAAAAUAUUUUUAUCAAGAUGCGAAUCAUGUAAUUGGCAAAGAAAAUUGAUACGAUCAUUGGAGUUCAUUCGCCGUAAAGAUUUGGCAGAAAUGGUAGAAGAUUUACUUACUCAAAAUAUUUAAUAAAUAUUUUUUAUUAAAUUUUUUUAAUUGAAAUAUAUUUUCAUACAAUUUUUGUAUCAUUUCAUUGUUGAAUCAAUUAAAUGAAUCUAACAAAAGACAAUAAUGAUAGAGGCUGAAUUAAAGUGAAUACAUUUUGUUUUUUAUUUAUGACUUUACACUUUUAAUGUAAUUACAUAACAACUAAAACAACCGUUAUUAUUUUAACAAAUAAAUACAGCAGCCUGCACGUAUUUUUGUUACUUUUUUUAUAUGUUAUAUCGAGCAUUUAUUUUAUUACCUUUACCUCAUUAUUAUAUAUAUUUAUAUUAAUUUAAUUAUAUUUAUAUAUCUAUGCAUUGCUUGAAAUAUUUCUAAUAUUGUUUUUAAGAAAUAUCUAACAAUGAUAGAAUACUUAAUAUUAUCU